AUGGCCACCGAGCGGCCCGAUGUAGCGGCCAAAGUAAAAGCAAUGAUAGCACUUGCUCCCGCGACUUACGUCUACCACAUGAAAGCCCCAAUUAGACUGUUAGCUUCAUUCUGGAGGGAAUUUCAGCAACUCUCCAACUUACUGGGUAUCAAUGAAUUUUUCGCACGAGGACACUUUUUCAAUGGCUUUGCCAAAUACAUUUGUAAAUCGGUCAUGCUUCGAAAUGUCCUGUGUAGCAAUUCAUUAUUCCUUAUAGCGGGAUUCGAUCCAGAGCAACUCGAUUACGCUAAUCUCAAGGUGUACAAUAGCAGCGAACCGCCGGAAUAUGACAUCUCUAGAAUUCAAGUACCCAUUGCCGUGUUUUGGUCGGAUAACGAUUGGUUGGUCGGUGGAAAGGACGUAGAAACGUUCUACAAGCAGGUGCCUUUGAAACUGGGAAUGUACAAAAUUGCCCACGACAAGUUCAAUCAUUUUGAUUUUCUAUGGGCACUUGAUGCGCCGGAUCUAGUUUAUUCCAAGAUUCUCGACCUGAUGUCGAAAUGCAACAACCGAAUUAUUGAUGAAUUGAGAUAA
Molecule: messenger RNA, 573 nt
Organism: Nasonia vitripennis (jewel wasp)
Lineage: Eukaryota; Metazoa; Arthropoda; Insecta; Hymenoptera; Pteromalidae
Product: lipase 3-like
Exons: 4
Coding region: 1-573 (190 amino acids)
Source: RefSeq, a predicted model, not a curated record